CAGAGGAGCACGUCGCCCCCAAUCCGCGGGGAGCGUCCCCCAAAAGCUGGAAGGGGAAGAGGCGGAGCGGGGGCGGUGCGAGCCCGCCUUUGGGAGGGACUGCUGUCCCUUGAGGAGGGGCCUUGCUGGCUCUCUCUCCUCCUCCCGCCCAAAAGAUGUUUUCCUUGUGAUUUGGGGGGUCCCUCUGGGUCUAGAAGGCAAAGGGGCAGGGAACUGGAGAGGGAGGCUUCACUCCAGCAACCGGUGGGAUCUUCUGCGGGGACCCAUCCCGCUUUGGCCAAAGGGCAUGAGAGCAGCAGCAGCAGCAACAACCACAAAGGAGCCGAGGGCUGAGCUUGGGCUCUGCAGCGCAACAGCAGCGGACUCCUGCAUGCCGAGCCAAGAUCGGCCUCGGACGGAGGGAGGUAGUGGCUCCUGUUUUUCAAAGAGGCCUGUCUGGUGACUACUAUGAAGUGUUCAGUGCUUUCAGAGAGCCAGAAACUUGUCUUGGCACUGGAACAUGCCCUCGCAAGAGAAGCAAAGAUUUGGAAGGUGCCAACUGUCAGUGAUUUUACAUUGAAGGGUACAGACAUCUCCCCAUUGUAUUAUGAGAAAGCAAUUUUGUGGAUCAAAGAGUUAAAUGCACUGUUUCAGUUUUGUUCUGAAACAUUUGCAUUGGCUGUCAGCUUGCUGAACCGAUUGCUGGCAACUGUGAAGGCACAGCUAAAAUACCUCAGAUGCAUUGCAAUAGCAUGCCUCAUUCUUGCAGCAAAAAUCAAUGAAGAAGAUGAGCUAAUACCAUCAGUAAAGAAGCUUGCAGUGCAGAGUGGUUGUAAGUGUUCUCCAGCUGAGAUAUUGAGAAUGGAAAGGAUUAUACUUGAUAAACUUCACUGGGAUCUUUACACAGCAACAUCAAUGGAUUUCUUAAACAUCGUAAGCACUAAACGUUUGGUUUCUUGCACCAAAUAA
Anolis sagrei ordinatus is the source of this 948-nucleotide messenger RNA. It is a transcript of the gene CCNI2, whose product is annotated as cyclin I family member 2. The record is from RefSeq and is a predicted model, not a curated record. Gene Ontology annotation, molecular function: cyclin-dependent protein serine/threonine kinase regulator activity. Gene Ontology annotation, biological process: mitotic cell cycle phase transition; regulation of cyclin-dependent protein serine/threonine kinase activity. NCBI's taxonomy places the organism in Eukaryota, Metazoa, Chordata, Lepidosauria, Squamata, Anolidae. Gene Ontology annotation, cellular component: nucleus; cyclin-dependent protein kinase holoenzyme complex; cytoplasm.